This is a messenger RNA of Chinchilla lanigera (long-tailed chinchilla), 6358 nucleotides long. RefSeq names its product WD repeat domain 75 (gene Wdr75). Gene Ontology annotation, biological process: positive regulation of rRNA processing; positive regulation of transcription by RNA polymerase I. The coding region runs from base 1381 to 3873 and encodes 830 amino acids. NCBI's taxonomy places the organism in Eukaryota, Metazoa, Chordata, Mammalia, Rodentia, Chinchillidae. Gene Ontology annotation, cellular component: nucleolus. Gene Ontology annotation, molecular function: RNA binding; protein binding. The transcript is spliced from 21 exons. The record is from RefSeq and is a predicted model, not a curated record.
AAGUCCAAAUUUUGACUGGAAUUCUCUUUGUUUCUCGGCUCAGGAACAGAAAGCAUACAUCAGAUUUCAAAGCCCCCAAGAAAGAUUGUCUCUAGAAAUGACGCCUCAUGCUCCUCCAUGGCAAAGUACAGACAUCUCAGUCGAAGGUUUGGGGAAGAUCUCUGCAGCUUGAAAUAAACCAGAACAAUAGUGUCUCCCUGACUAGCUCUGACUCCCAAAAUAAUGCCUUGAGCGUUUCCCGUAAGUUGAAUUCCCAGCAAAACGCAAAUUUUUCCCUUUUUUGGCAAUAGUGAUACCUGUAGACAUGUUUUGGCCUUUUGUGGAUUUAUUUUCCCACGACUGACAAACUUAUGCCUGCUUGUGACCUCCUAAUUGUGUGGUAAAUUCCAACAUGUCGAUUGAAAAGCGCAAGGCUUCCAUCUGUUCGGGUUAAAGGUAAGCGGCGGUGGCUCCUUCUCCUUAGGCGUGGCCCACAGCCAGAGCAAAUGUAAAUAUCAACGGAAAAAUGACUGAAUAGCGACAGGCAUCCGCUAACACAGAGGGGCCACGAAAAUGAUGCGCGUAACUUUUAUAAAAAGGACUGGCAAACGGAGGGAUCGACAUCUUCGGAGAUCGGAGCUUCCUAACUCAGACUCUGUCGACUAACUGGGGAAACUGAAACCAAGGCAACGCGGGAGAAAGAAGUCCUAGCCAACCAGAGAAACGACCUGGGGAUUGUCGGGGUUGGGUGCACAAGGUCAACACGGCCAGAGCAGCUGCGCGGGGAAGGAUGCAUCAGACCCCAGAGUAGGAGCCAAAAUUCCAAAGAAAACGGCAAGGCCCUUGGGCCUGUGGAGAUUCUAUGGGAAUGUACAUGAUGCUUCCACAAACGGAAAAAAAGCGACAGCUAAAAGAGGAGCGGAAAGCAGCGCAAGAAGUGAACUUCUACCUUUCCACCCAAGAGUCCAACUGGUAAACUAAAAGAGUGGACGCCGGACGCUUGCGUCAUCUCCCGGGGCCGGAAUCGCGAUUACCAGAAAGGAAAAGCCUCUGGAGGUAUUAUCUUUGAGCUCAAGUGAUACAUCGUGAGCCAACUUUCGCUUCUGGCAGAAGCUAUGCAGUCAGAUGGACAAGGCCGAAAAGAAGUCUCUCUGCACUAAAUACUGUAAUUGUGUAGCGGUAUCCAAUAUAAACUGUCUCCAGAUCUGUUUUGCUUUAACCUUACGUCUUAAUUUGACGUUGCCCAAACAAAAGAUGGCGGCGAAGGCGCUGGGUCGUACCAUAGAGUCUCAAGCCUAGAAGAGCCUGUGGGCGGGGAAACGCGCCCUGAGACUCACCUCCUCCCCAAUACCGGAAGCUGGGGGCGUGGCCCGCGGUGGUAGCUCGUGCGUCCGCGCGAAGAUGGAGGAGGAGGAGAGCAUCCGCGUGGUUCACUGCGGCGGCAGCGAGUUGAACUUCAGGAGAGCAGUGUUUUCCGCAGACUCUAAGUAUAUCUUCUGUGUCUCUGGGGACUUUGUGAAAGUUUAUAGCACAACUACAGAAGAGUGUGUGCACAUUCUUCAGGGACACACAGACCUGGUGACCGGAAUCCAGCUCAACCCUAGCAACCAUCUGCAGCUGUAUUCUUGUUCCUUCGAUGGCACAAUUAAAUUGUGGGACUAUCUAGAUGGCAUUUUGAUAAAGACUUUCCUUGUUGGACCUAAACUUUAUGCCCUCUUUACUCUCACCCGUGCUGAGGAUUCUGUCUUUGUUAUAACAAACAAAGAAGAACCAGAUGUGUUUCAGCUGGUUUCAGUGAAACUGCCAAAAUCCCCAAGCCAGGAAGUAGAAGCUAAGGAACUGUCUUCUGUUUUGGAUUAUAUCAACCAGUCACCCAAGUGCACUGCCUUUGGACGUGAGGGAGAGUAUGUUGCUGCGGUACGGGACUUUUACUUGUCGGUUUAUUUUUUCAAAAAGAAAACAACUUCGAGGUAUACUUUAUCAUCAGCAAGAAAUAAGAAACAUGCCAAGAACAAUUUCACAUGUGUAGCCUGCCACCCAAAGGAAGACUGCAUUGCAUCUGGUCACAUGGAUGGCAAAAUUCGUCUCUGGAGGAAUUUUGAUGAUGACAAGAAGUACACUUACACGUGUUUACACUGGCACCAUGACAUGGUCAUGGAUUUGGCUUUCUCUGUGACAGGCGCCAGCCUGCUGAGCGGAGGGCGGGAGUGUGUGCUCGUGGAGUGGCGCGAUGCAGCUGAGAAGAACAAGGAGUUUCUCCCGCGGCUGGGAGCCGCCAUCGAGUACAUCUCUGUCGCCCCCGCCGGAGACUUGUUCUGUACUUCUCACGCGGAUAACAAGAUAAUGGUUAUUCACCGAAACCUUGACACAUCAGCAGUAAUUCAAGGCCUGGUGAAAGAUAGAAGUAUCUUGACUGGUUUGAUGAUUGAUCCAAAAACUAAAGCUUUAGUUUUAAAUGGAAAACCUGGUCACCUGCAGUUUUAUUCCCUCCAGAGUGAUAAGCAGUUAUACAAUUUAGAUAUUGUGCAGCAAGAAUAUAUCAAUGAUUCCGGUUUAUUCCAAAUUGAGCUAACAAAGGCUGCAUUUGGUUGUUUUGGUAACUGGCUGGCAACAGUGGAGCAACGGCAAGAAAAGGAAUCUGAGCUUGAAUUGCAGAUGAAACUGUGGAAAUACAACAAGAAAACACAAGGGUUUGUCCUUAACACGAAGAUUAGCAUGCCACAUGAUGACCACAUCACAGGUCUCUGUUUCCGUAAUGCAGAAAGGUGUGAAGCUCUCACCUUGGUUACAGCUAGCAAAGACGGUCACUUCAAAGUGUGGAUAUUAACAGAUGACUCCGAUAUAUACAAAAAAGCUGUGGGCUGGACCUGUGACUUUGUCGGUAGCUAUCACAAGUAUCAGGCAACUGACUGCUGUUUCUCUGAAGAUGGCUCUUUAUUAGCAGUUAGUUUUGAGGAAAUAGUUACCGUGUGGGAUUCAGAAACGUGGGAGCUUAAGUGUACAUUUUGCCAACGAGCUGGGAAAAUAAGGCGCCUUUGCUUCGGGAGAUUAACGUGCUCAAAGUAUCUUCUGGGUGCUACUGAAAACGGCAUUCUCUGCUGUUGGAACCUGCUCAGCUGUGCAUUGGAGUGGAGUGCGAAGUUAAGCAUUGGAGUUAUGGAACCAGAUCCACAUUCAGAGCACAUCGCUGCCGUCUCUCGGUCUUCUGGGGGUUCCGAUUUGUUUGUAUUUAAACCUAGUGAGCCCAGGCCAUUGCAUAUUCAGAAGAGCAUCUGCAGAGAAGAAGUGCAGUGGGGAGUGUUUGUUCCCCGAGACGUGCCUGAGUCGUUCACCUCCGAAGCCCACCAGUGGCUGAACAGAUCCCAGUUUUACUUCCUAACAAAAUCACAGAGCUUAUUGACCUUCAGUGCAAAGUCUCCAGAAGAGAAGCUCACACCAACCAGCAAACAGCUGCUAGCAGAAGAAAGCCUUCCAACAACCCCAUUUUAUUUCAUAUUGGGAAAGCACAGGCAACAACAGGAUAAAAAACUCAAUGAAACGUUAGAGAAUGAACUGGUACAGCUCCCUUUAACAGAGAACAUACCUGCAAUUAAUGAGCUGCUCCACACUCCGGCCCAUGUGCUGCCGUCUGCAUCUUUCCUGUGCUCCAUGUUCAUAAAUUCAUUGCUGCUGUCUGAAGAGACCAAAAGUGCUGAGGAAACUCCUGAUGAUGUAGAUAUGGAGGAAGAGAAAGAAAGUGAUGAUUCAGACGAAGAAAACAAUCUUACUGAACAUGUCCAGGUUACGGGCAACGCAGAUUUGGGAGAAGAUGUUAUAUAUCAGUUGUCAAAAUCUGAAGAAAAAGAACUGAGGAAAUUCCGGAAAGUAGACUACAGCUGGAUUACUGCUCUUUAGGUAUGGGAGAGGAUGGGCCUGGGGAGCCCUGCGCUUUCUGUUUUUGACUGUUUGUUGAUACCCAAAAAAUAUUUUUAAUAUUGUUUCUGUUCUUAAAAUAUUAAAUGUUGACAGCUCGUAAUACACUGCUGUGUGUGCUCCGUGCUGGCAGUUGCUCGAUGGUUCAGUCGUAUCUCAUUAUCUUGAGUCCCAUCGGCCUCAUAAACUAGGUGAUAAAGCACACCCGGGGCUGGAACUUCCGCGGCGUGCGUGCCCCUAGCCACAAGUCGGAGAUGAUGUGAAGUUUGUAACUGAAAGGCAUUCAGUAGCCAGAGAUGACCUGCACUGGUAGGAAGGGCUUUCGUCCUUGUUCAUUCCUGUUAAUGUAAUUAUCCCAGAAAAAUCUGGAGAUAAUUUGAUAAUGUUGUGCUCCACUGGCCAUACUAAAGCUGUUAGGGGCUGUCUAAAAAUCUCACAAUAGCAAACUCAAAUCAUCUGGUCCACGUUUCCCAUUGCUAAGUGGAAAACAGUCCAAGUGCCCUUUUUUAUGUUAUAACCAUAAACUUGUGACAUCUAAACUACUUAGCAUUUUACAUUUUCCAGUUCCCUGAUAAGAAUUCUAUAAACUUUAUAUGAAAGUAUUAACAUAAAACAGUGAAUUGCACAAUUCCCAAGAGUGCAGCACAGUGGAUGUUCACGGGAUUGCUACAAGGGCCUUUUUAGUGGUAUGCACUGGAGACUGCGUGGGUGCCAGGGUGCCCCCCGCCAUCGUGUUAAAACCUACACCUAACCCUCAGCCUGUUCGGGCUUGGAAGUAGGGCCUUUGGGAGAUGAUGAAUCAUGAGGAGGAAACCUUCAUGAGUAGCGUCUGAGCGCACAUGCAAGAAUGCAGAGCUCUUCCACCUCUUGCGUUGUGUGGGGACACAGCAAAGAAGACACCAUCUGUGAAGCAGCAAGCCAGCUCUCACUGCACAUCAAAUCUGAUGCUAUUUUGUUGGGCUUCCGGCAUUCAGAACUGUGAGACAGAUUUCUAUGAAUGGUGUUUUAUUGAAAGUUGCCCAAACGGACUGAGUAUCUUUGCACUAGUAUCGAAGUAAGGUCUAUAGCAGCUCACAAGCCAUAUAGUUCAUGCAUUUCAAGUGGACAAUUCAGUGUUUUUUAGUGUGUUCACAGCAUUGUACAUCAUUGCUGCAGUCAAUUUUCAAACAGUUUCAAACCCCAAAAUUACCCCUUCCCCCCAACCACCCCGCCCAAACCCCUAGGCAACAACCAACCUUUAUCUCUGUGAAUUUACCUAUUCUAGAUGUCAAAAGUGGAAUCACUGGCUUUUUGGAACUGGCUGCUUUUGUAUUAGUUCUAUAUUCCUAUUUAUUGUUUUCAUUUCUCCUGGGUAUAUGCCUUGGAGUGAAGGUGCUGGAUCAAAUUUCUUACGUUUAAAGCCUGUUAAAGAAUUACCAGAGUCUUAACAAAGCAGCUGUCCUAUUUUAUAUUUACAUUACGGCACAUAAAUGACCCCAUAGCCUGAUUUAUUAAAUGAAGGACCCUUUGCAAGGUUUGGUUGUUUUUGUUGUUUUAAGUCUUUUUUUUUUUUUCACCAAUUUUAAAGUGAAAGCAAAAUGGAGAAGGUGGUAUUUUACAGAGUACGUAUUGUUCUGAAAAUGCAGGGUUAGUUUUUGAGGCCAGUCUGAGGUUUGUGCUAAUCCCAAGUAGACUCCAGCGGUCUCUUGCCUCUGUUCUUGGUGAACUGCUUGUGGUUUAGCUUUUGCUCUCACGAUGCUACCAGCCUCCUUUUAAUUGCUUACCACCAAGAUCCCUAUUGGGUUUUUGUUUUGCUUUGUUUUUUGUUUUGCUUUUUUUUUUUUUGGUACUGGGAAUUGAACUCAGGACCUUGUGCUUGCCAGGCAGGCACUUGUGCCCUUGAGCUAUACCCCCACGCACCCCUGUUGUUUUUGAAAACACACCUUAGACUUGAACUUCUGCAAUCUUAUUUCAAAUAAUGUGAGCGUUCUCUACUCAUACGGACUGCCUUUUACAAACCCUUAGUAACUGGGUGAUCACAAAGGCCCAUCUCAGAGUGACACUCGCGCUUCACGAACUGGGCAGACAGAAGCCUCUGGUCCUCUCCUGGCAUAGAACUGCUGCCCUGUGACCUAACGGAGCCACAGUUUAUUUGCUAUUUGCCCUUGGGAUAAUUCCUGGAGACUUUAAAUGUUGAAGUGUCUUAGUGUAAUUUUCACUAAUUAUGGUUGUUCUGAGGACCCAGCCCUUGGGUCUCAUGUCACUGUCCUAGCGGGACUCGCAGGUCUCACAUCUGUGUCCUGUCUUUCCCUUUCUUCCCCCUUUAUGUGUGCAGUGUGUUGAACAAAUCCAGCCUGGGGUGGGAUCACUGAUUGUUCAGAUGUUUUAAUGGCUUUUAAUAUGGUCCUCUCUCCUCUGUGUAUUGGUAGUUGUAUCUAGAAUAUUGGAUUGUAUUUCUGUCCAACACCAAUAAAAUGCAAGUCCUACA